Peronospora matthiolae is the source of this 660-nucleotide messenger RNA. Lineage: Eukaryota; Oomycota; Peronosporomycetes; Peronosporales; Peronosporaceae. The record is from the annotation of a GenBank genome assembly.
AUGAUGCGAGCCGAAAUGACCGAGUCCGCGCUAUCAGUAGCGCUGUUCCUGCUGCCAUGCGCAGUCAUCCUAGAGCGUUGCAUUGCAGACUGGUCUCUAUUCGCCCUGCACCCGGCGCUAAACUCGUUGGCCACGCUUGUGUGUUUGCCCAGUGCGUUGCAAGCGAUGCUGCAACGAAAGAACGAGACGAAGAUUGCAAAACGUGUCAGGCUUACUCGGCUGCACCUGCUACUCAAUACAGUGGCUGGAGUAUUAAUAGUUGCGGCAGGCAUCGUAGUUUUCAUUGCGAAACAAUUGGAUGGUGACGAUCGGCACUUAUCGACGCCACAUUCGUGGGCAGCUCUAGUGACGGGACUGUUCUUCACAUUGAACAUGUUCCAUGGACUGUUACUGACCUUUGAAGGUUCAAGACCCAAUUGGCAAUGGAAGGACGAGACCCACGCAAUCACAGGCGUGCUCAUCUACAUCGGGAGUGUUGCAACAAUGCUCUACGGGCUGCAAACGAGCUCGUGGGGGACAAAGGCUUUUCGUCCAGAAAGACAGUUCCAGCUCACAGUGCUCAUUGUUGCAGCCCAUGUGAAUCUGCUGAAGAAUUUGCUCGUCCUGGAGCGUCGAGAACGUCACUCGGUUGUCGUCAAGAGAGCAGCUCCCAUCGCUUAA